AUGGGAGAUACGCGAGCGCCGCAGUUCCAGGGCGUCUUGAUCGCCUUUUUAGUUGCCUGCACCAUCAGUAUCGCGGCGCGCGUAUAUACUAGGGCGUUUAUUGUGCGCAAGUUUGCAGUCGAGGAUUGGCUGGCAGUGGCGACAUAUUUGUUCUACAUUGCCUUCACCACUUGCGCCUUGGUUUCUAUUUCGUACGGCCUCUGUUCCCAUGUCGUCGAUGUGCCGCUCGAGCAAAGGCCAAUGGCCAUCAUGUGGCGCUGGAUCGCCAUUACGUUCUAUAUCCUGGUGUCGGGAAUGACAAAAUUGGUUGUCGGCAUUUUCCUGACCCGCGUGUGUACAAGGCAGCGGUGGCAUAAUAUUACAUUGUGGAUCAUCAUGGGUGUUAUUGGUGUCUACAGCCUCUUCUAUGCUAUCCUCAAUAUCAACUCGUGCCAUCCGAUUGAGCACGAAUGGCUGCGCUACGGCGUCGAACCGACAGACAAGACACACUGCAAUAACAAGCUGCUGGGGACCAUACCGACGUAUAUCGCGGCAUUCCUCAACGUCCUCGUGGACUGGAUCUUGGCCAUUGUGCCAGCGACGGUCCUGUGGAAUCUGAAGAUGGAGAGAAAACUCAAGAUCACGACCUAUGUCGUCUUGGCUAUCGGAUCAAUAGCAUCCAUCGCCUCCAUUGUACGAAUUCCAUACGCUCCAGCCUUCCUCAUCAGCCCAGACUACCUGUACGAGUUCACCGAUCUCGGCAUCUGGAGCACCGUGGAGAUUGGCGCCGGACUCUCGGCCUCGUGCCUCGCCACCUUGAAACCGCUGUUCCGCAAGAUCCGGACCGGACAGGCCUCUUCGCAUCCCAUGGACGCCUCGGCCAAGAGCGGCAGUCUCGAGUAUCACAAGGAGAGGAACAAUAGCAUACCGAGGGCAUACCGGCCAGACCUGCCAGGUCACUACACCAUGGUGAGCAUCACGUCCGAGGGCAAGUUCUCGAGACUGGACGAUCUCGAUGCCAUUGUGGUGAGAAAGGAGAUCUCGGCCACGGAUCUUGUCUAG
Messenger RNA from Pestalotiopsis fici W106-1, 1041 nucleotides. RefSeq lists its product as uncharacterized. The transcript has 4 exons. The record is from RefSeq and is a predicted model, not a curated record. Lineage: Eukaryota; Fungi; Ascomycota; Sordariomycetes; Amphisphaeriales; Sporocadaceae. The coding region runs from base 1 to 1041 and encodes 346 amino acids.